Messenger RNA from Procambarus clarkii (red swamp crayfish), 534 nucleotides. Its product is annotated as putative surface-exposed virulence protein BigA. Lineage: Eukaryota; Metazoa; Arthropoda; Malacostraca; Decapoda; Cambaridae. The record is from RefSeq and is a predicted model, not a curated record.
AUGGGACUGUUGCUAUCGUUAGUGGAGAUUGGGGCUGUUGCUAUCGUUAGUGGAGAUGGGGCUGUUGCUAUCGUUAGUGGAGAUGGGGCUGUUGCUAUCGUUAGUGGAGAUGGGGCUGUUGCUAUCGUUAGUGUAGAUGGGACUGUUGCUAUCGUUAGUGUAGAUGAGGCUGUUGCUAUCGUUAGUGGAGAUGGGACUGUUGCUAUCGUUAGUGGAGAUGGGACUGUUGCUAUCGUUAGUGGAGAUGGGACUGUUGCUAUCGUUAGUGUAGAUGAGGCUGUUGCUAUCGUUAGUGGAGAUGGGACUGUUGCUAUCGUUAGUGUAGAUGAGGCUGUUGCUAUCGUUAGUGGAGAUGGGGCUGUUGCUAUCGUUAGUGGAGAUGGGGCUGUUGCUAUCGUUAGUGGAGAUGGGGCUGUUGCUAUCGUUAGUGUAGAUGGGGCUGUUGCUAUCGUUAGUGUAGAUGAGGCUGUGCUAUCGUUAGUGGAGAUGGGGCUGUUGCUAUCGUUAGUGGAGAUGGGGCUGGGCUAUCGUUAG